This is a messenger RNA of Manduca sexta (tobacco hornworm), 2934 nucleotides long. RefSeq names its product protein DEK-like. Gene Ontology annotation, biological process: chromatin organization; regulation of double-strand break repair. Gene Ontology annotation, cellular component: nucleus. Lineage: Eukaryota; Metazoa; Arthropoda; Insecta; Lepidoptera; Sphingidae. The record is from RefSeq and is a predicted model, not a curated record. Gene Ontology annotation, molecular function: DNA binding; histone binding.
UGGAAGAUAUUGAGGUUUUCUUAUUCCGUACGAUGCUAUGAGGUCUUCAAGAAAUAUAAGCAAUUUUUUUUUUACUAUAACAGCGACGUUUUUUGUUGCGCAGGAGAUUCAAAAACAACAACAAACGGCAAGGACGACGAGAAUGGCGGAGAAGACUCGAAGAGCGACAAAGUUAAGGCAGAGGCUGAUUCUAAAAAGGAGGAGAAUGGCGAAACUCAUGAUGAUGGAAAAGAUGAUGUAAAAUCCAACGACAAAGGUGCAAAGAAACCACCGCCCAAGAAGAAACCGAAGAAAGAGGACACUGAGGAGGAAGAUGAGGAUGAUGAAGAUGAAGAGGAGGAGGAGGACGAGGAGGGCGACGAUGUAGACGAGGAGGAGAAGAAACCAUCUAAAGACAAGGCAAAGAAACCAGUAAAGAAGGCGAAAGAUCCAGAAGACGACGGGGAGGACGAAGAGGGCGACGAAGAGGAGGACGAGGAGGAAGAGGAAGAAGAGGAGGAGGAGGCGCCCAAACCGAAGCCCAAGAAAGAGCCGACAGAACCACCGGUACCGCUGCCGGCCGGCAAGGGCAUACCGCUCGGCCACAUCAGCAACGUGGAGGUGUCGCUGUCGCGGUUCAAGACGCAAGAUCAGAAGCUGCUGCAUCAAUAUCUGUAUGGGCAACUCUGUUUGGAUCGCAACGUGAAACGGAACAAAAAAUUCAAGGGGUACGAAUGGGCGAUCGGAUCAACGGAGUACAAGGCAAAGCUGGACGAGACCACCAAAAUGGAGCUCAAGCAGUUACGCACCAUGUGCGAGAUGCUCGACUUGGAUAAGAAAGGCGGCCCGAGCGAGCUGGCGGCGCGGCUGGUGGGCUUCCUGCAGCAGCCCGCCGCCAACUCGCCGCACGCGCGGGGCGUGGCGCGCGCGCCGCCCGCCACGCCGCCCGCGCCCGGCGGCCGCCCGAGGCGCUCCGCCGCCGUCAAGGUGCACAACCGAGGCUACUCCGAUGAAGAGUAUGAAACUGAUCCAGAAACAAAAGUCAAGGGACCGAAACCUAACAAAGAGGGAUCUGAAGAUUCUGAUGGCUCGUUCAACCCGAGCGGGUCGGAGGAGGCGGACUCGGACUUCGACCCCGAGGCGGGCGAGAGCGGCAGCGGCGGCGUGCGCAAGCGCAAGUCUGGCGGCCGUCGCCGCUCCGCCGGCAAGCAGUCCAAGCGCAGCCGCAAGCCGCGUGGCAAGAAGGGCAAGGGUAAACCGGGCCGAGGGCGGCGGGCGAAGUCAGACAGUGAAGAGGACAGCGACAAAUCUGAGAGUGAAAGCGACGGAGGAGAGUCAGGAAGCGAAGGGGAGGAGUCUGAUGAGCCGAAGGCGAAGCGAGGCCGGCCGAGCGCAGUGGCGAAGGGCCGCAAGGGACCCGUGGCCAAGAACUCCAGCGCUAAAGCCACGCCUGUCAAGCGGAAAGCGCCAACGCCACCAGGCAAGAAAAAGGCCGCACCAAGCAAGGCGGUAGGCAGACCGGCGAAGAAGGGUAAGAAGGCGUCGUCGGAAGAAGAGUCUGGGGAGGGCAGCGAGGAGGAGGAGGAGGAGGGAAGCGAGGAAGAGGACAGCGGCGACGAGUCCGACGCGCCUGCGGACAAGAAGGCCAAGCGGCCGCCCACUGAUGAAGAGAUAAAGAAGUACGUGAAACAGAUUCUCGAGGGCGCCAACCUGGAGCAGAUCACGAUGAAGACAGUGUGCAAACAAGUGUACAGCCACUACCCGGAGUUCGACCUCGCGCACAAGAAGGACUUUAUCAAGGCCACAGUCAAGUCGUGUAUUUAAGAUGUUAGGCGUUAAGGGAGGAGUGUAGAUGUCUACAUAGUAUACCUAUAGUUUAUAAAAGGACAUAGUUAUAUAUUAUUACAAUAAUAAUAUAUUAUGAAUAAAAUAAAAAAUAAACUGAAUCGAAGUGGAACGGAUAAACAACCGCUUUCCUUUAAAAGCUCAUAUCAUCGUGAGCAGUGACCGGUCGGCCGCACCACACAUAGUGAAGUAAGCUACACCAAUGCAGGCCUCGCGGCGGCGCCUCCACGCUAUAUACACUAUACCUGUAUACCGUAUACCGGGGCGUCGUAAUAACGAGGUCCCCGGGCGAUGCAGCGCGGGCCUGCCUCAUUUUAUGUUGUAGGAAUAAUUCCCUCUAGACUAAGGAUAACCAAGUAAACUUAUAGCUAAGGGAUGUUUUAUUUUUACUGUGCCUGUAACACUCGUGUGUCAAUCGAUAUACUUUAUUUUCUUGUUGAGUUUUAUUUAGUUGGGCUCGCAGUCCCCGUGUAAUAGAGUUCACGAUUUAUUUUUGUAUUCAAAUCUUUAGGAGACAUGAUUUAUGUGAAAUGAAUUGUAACAGUAUUUAAUUAAUAUCAAUUGGCAUCUCUUGUAUAAAUUUUAUUGCUUAUUGUUAAUUGGUUUGAGUGGUGUUUUCGGGGAGUAAGCUUAUUUUUUUAACGUAAACGUAGAUUGUAAAAGUUUCGCGCAGUCUGACACUAUCGCAAGGAAUAACAUACUAUUUGGAUAAGAUUGUAGUAAGGUGUACUUUUAAGAACGUGUAAAUACACAGUACUUGCAAUUUUUGGGGCUGUUUUGCAAAAUUACCCUAUUCGGUAUCACGAUAUAUGUAUAUCGAUAAAAUUAUCGAUGAAUUAAAAAUUGUUUGGUAUAAAGUUUUGCGUGAUCCACAGCGCACGGUGUUGACGUUACGCGAAUUAAUAUGUUUAUUUCAUAUAGUGUCCGAUUGACAAAGUUGGUUAUUAAGCAGCUAUUUUAUCGACGGAGUCCGCCGUGCGCUGUGGUCGACGCGAGCUGGUUCCAAAUUGUAAAUUUCGUUUGGAUAAGUUAGCGUAACUCACAGUAUGUAUGUGUUCAAUUGUACGCGGUAGACCUUGGUUCGUCUCAGCAUAUUCAGAUACAGUGCAA